Molecule: messenger RNA, 2161 nt
Organism: Ilex paraguariensis (yerba mate)
Lineage: Eukaryota; Viridiplantae; Streptophyta; Magnoliopsida; Aquifoliales; Aquifoliaceae
Source: the annotation of a GenBank genome assembly
AUGACGACCUACGCAUCUACACCGGCCACUGCCAAUACGAUCCAAGGCUGUGGUGGAUUUAUCGAGGCGAGUUCAGCAUUGAUCAAGUCAAGGAAGCCCACUGAUGCGAAAUUAGAUUAUUCACAUAUUACGGUUGAGCUUCGCACAUUGGAUGGAUUGGUGAAGGAAAGAACACAGUGUGCUCCAAAUGGUUACUACUUCAUUCCAGUUUAUGACAAGGGUUCUUUUGCGAUUAAAAUUAAGGGACCAGAAGGAUGGUCAUGGGACCCACAUCAAGUUAAGUACCUUGUGGUUCCUAUUGUUGUUGAUAACAACGGUUGCAAUGCCAAUGAAGACAUAAAUUUUCGAUUUACAGGAUUCUCCACAUCUGGGAGAGUUGUGGGAGCUGUUGGUGGAGGGAGCUGUUCACAUAAGAAUGGAGGUCCAUCUAAUGUGAACAUUGAGCUUUUGUCUUCCAUGGGUGAUCUUGUCUCUUCUGUUCUGACAUCAUCAGCAGGAAGUUACUCAUUUGCUAACAUUAUUCCAGGAAAAUACAAAUUACGUGCUUCACACCAUGAUUUGCAAAUUGAAGUUAGAGGUUCCACUGAGGUGGAAUUGGGGUUUGGAAAUAGCUUAAUUGAUGACAUUUUCUUUGCCCCUGGAUAUGAUAUUCGUGGAUAUGUGGUCGCUCAGGGAAAUCCCAUAUUGGGGGUUCACAUUUAUUUAUACUCGGAGGAUGUCUUGGAGGUAGACUGCCCCCAGGGAUCUGGUAACACGCCUGGACAAAGAAAAGCACUCUGUCAUGCUGUAUCUGAUGCUGAUGGAAUGUUCACAUUUAGAUCGAUACCCUGCGGGGUUUUCGAGCUUGUACCUUUCUACAAAGGAGAGAAUACAGUGUUUGAUGUGUCACCUCCCUUCAUGUCAGUGUCUGUUCAGCAUGAUCAUGCAACAGUACCCCAAAAGUUUCAGGUCACUGGAUUUUCUGUUGGGGGCCGUGUUGUUGAUGGAAAUGGCAUGGGAGUAGAUGGUGCAAAAGUUUUAGUGGAUGGACAUGAAAGGUAUAUCACCGACAAUGAAGGAUAUUACAAACUUGACCAGGUUACGUCUAAACGCUAUAUGAUAGAAGCAAAAAAGGAGCAUUACAAGUUUGAUAAACUGAAAGACUUUUUGGUUUUGCCAAACAUGGCUUCAGUUGGUGAUAUCAAAGCAGUCUCCUAUGAUGUCUGUGGCAGGAUACUGAUGGUUGGUUCAGAUUACAAGGCAAAGGUGGCUUUGACUCAUGGACCGGAGAAUGUUAAGCCUCAGGCGACACAGACCAGUGAUGGUGGUACUUUCUGCUUUGAGGUUCCCCCAGGUGAAUAUCGAUUGUCUGCUUUUGCAGCUACACCUGAGAGUGCUCCAGAACUUCUGUUUUCUCCAUCUUAUGUUGAUGUCAGAGUCAACAGUCCAUUGCUGAAUGUAGAAUUCUAUCAGGUACAAUUGAUGUAUAGCAAAAAUCCCCAUUGCGGGCGAAGAGGGUCCAGCUUUGGGUAUGCGGUGGUGAUUUCAGUUGACAAUAUAGGGUUGCAGCAAUGGUCCAAAUUUGGAUAUCAUCAUAAAGGAGGGGAGAAGAGAAGGACAAAUUGGAAUAUCAUAACGAGUGAAGAGAAGAGGAAGAAGAUCCAGAGGCUAGGUUUUUUACCCGGAGUUGCAAGAAAAAAGCCUGCAAUUCUCUUCCAUAUUCUUCUCCCCUCUGUCAUAUCCGAAUUUGUACCAUAAACUGUAAGCUUAACUAGUCAACUGAAACCACCAUCUCGAACCCAAAUCUGGAUCACCACCACCACAGACCAAAUUUGUAGACUCAAUCCAAAUCAAACGCAGAGCCCAAAUCGUCACACCACCGCCUUCACAAACCACCACCAGAUCCAAACUCUGCCUUAGCCUAGACUUAAUGUGAACCUAAAUUCCAUACCCUUACCAUAAUCCUAAAACCCUUAAAAUUCAAACUGGCCCUAUUUUCAAAGCCCAUCACAGGCAGGCCAAAUUGAAGAUUGUAUGUGCUUGUGUGUGGGAGAGAGGUGGAAGAAGAUGGCGAUGGAUGGAUCUAUGUAAGUUUUUGUGUGUCGGAGAGAGGUGAGGAAUGGUGGGGGUUUGACGGUGGAUGGGUGUGUUGCCAAGAGGGAGUGAUGAAGGAUGGCGGGGA